Messenger RNA from Cercocebus atys (sooty mangabey), 5340 nucleotides. RefSeq names its product growth differentiation factor 7 (gene GDF7). Lineage: Eukaryota; Metazoa; Chordata; Mammalia; Primates; Cercopithecidae. The transcript is spliced from 3 exons. Gene Ontology annotation, biological process: SMAD protein signal transduction; BMP signaling pathway. The coding region runs from base 609 to 1955 and encodes 448 amino acids. Gene Ontology annotation, molecular function: cytokine activity; growth factor activity. The record is from RefSeq and is a predicted model, not a curated record. Gene Ontology annotation, cellular component: extracellular region.
AUCCGAAACGCGCCUUUGCGGCCGCCGGGCGCAUCCUGUGGCCUCUUGCGCGGCCACCGGGACGCGGCGCGAAGCGGUCUGGAGGGCGAGUCCUUCUGCGGUCCCACCUCUCCCGCCCCGUCCCUGACACUGGGAACCAGAGCGGAGAGGGGCGGGUGUUUCUCUGUGGGGGAGUAGGGAAGAAGCUAGGCGGGUACGCGCGGUGCCCCAAGCCUGGAACCAAGGAGUGCGCGUUGGUCUUGGGCUCCGCGCGGGUGGAGGGGGGUCGCCCUGCCGCGGGGAGGGGAGGCGGGGCACCCGGGCGUGUCGGGAGGCUGGGGCCGGUGACACUCGCUUGGCGAGGGUGGGGGCGAAGCGCUGCGGUAGUAGGGGGAGGCUCCGGCCCUGGUCUCCACUCUAGGCCCUGGUGGGGGGCGCAUCGCGGUCGCCGGAGCUUUCAGCAGGGGGCGCUGCUCCGGGCGUUGGGCGGGGGUGGGGUGGGCCAGGAGGGGGGGCCGCGGCUGGCCGCGCACACUUCCCCCAUUAUUAAACACUAUGUUCAAAAGGCGCCGGGGGACUUCCCGGAGCCACGGAGCCCGCGCCGCCCGCCCGCCCGGCCCACGGAGCCCAUGGACCUGAGUGCCGCCGCCGCGCUGUGCCUCUGGCUGCUGAGCGCCUGCCGCCCCCGCGACGGGCUGGAAGCGGCAGCCGUGCUACGAGCGGCGGGGGCUGGGCCGGUCCGGAGCCCGGGGGGCGGCGGCGGCGGCGGCGGGCGGACUCUUGCCGAGGCUGCGGGCGCCGCGGCUGUCCCGGCCGCCGCGGUUUCCCGGGCCCGCGCCCCGCGCCGCGCCGCGGGCUCCGGCUUCAGGAACGGCUCGGUGGUGCCGCACCACUUCAUGAUGUCGCUUUACCGGAGCCUGACCGGGAGGGCUCCGGCCGGGGCAGCCGCUGUCUCCGCCUCGGGCCAUGGUCGCGCGGACACGAUCACCGGCUUCACAGACCAGGCGACCCAAGACGAAUCUGCAGCCGAAACAGGCCAGAGCUUCCUGUUCGACGUGUCCAGCCUUAACGACGCAGACGAGGUGGUGGGUGCAGAGCUGCGCGUGCUGCGCCGGGGAUCUCCAGAGCCGGGCCCAGGCAGCUCGACUUCCCCGCCGCUGCUGCUGCUGUCCACGUGCCCAGGCGCCGCCCGAGCGCCACGCCUGCUGUACUCGCGGGCAGCUGAGCCCCUGGUCGGUCAGCGAUGGGAGGUGUUCGACGUGGCGGAUGCCAUGAGGCGCCACCGUCGUGAACCGCGCCCCCCCCGCGCGUUCUGCCUCUUGCUUCGCGCAGUGACAGGCCCUGUGCGGAGCCCUUUGGCACUGCGGCAUUUGGGCUUCGGCUGGCCGGGCGGAGGGGGCUCUGCGCCAGAGGAGCGCGCGCUGCUAGUCGUCUCCUCCCGCACGCAGAGGAAGGAGAGCUUGUUCCGGGAGAUGCACGCCCAGGCCCGCGCACUCGGGGCCGCUCUGGCGGCACAGCCGCCGCCAGACCCAGGAACCGGCACCGGGUCGCCAAGGGCAGUCACUGCGGGCCGCAGACGGAGGAGGACGGCUUUGGCUGGGACGCGGACAGCGCAAGGCAGCGGCGGGGGCGCGGGCCGGGGCCACGGACGCAGGGGCCGGAGCCGCUGCAGCCGUAAGCCGCUGCACGUGGACUUCAAGGAGCUCGGCUGGGACGACUGGAUCAUUGCGCCGCUAGACUACGAAGCGUACCACUGCGAGGGCGUUUGCGACUUCCCUCUGCGCUCGCACCUCGAGCCCACCAACCACGCAAUCAUUCAGACGCUGCUCAACUCCAUGGCGCCAGACGCGGCGCCGGCCUCCUGCUGUGUGCCCGCGCGCCUCAGCCCCAUCAGCAUCCUCUACAUCGACGCCGCCAACAAUGUUGUCUACAAGCAAUACGAGGACAUGGUGGUGGAGGCCUGCGGCUGCAGGUAGCGCGCGGGCCGGGGACGGGGCAGCCGCGCGGCCGAGGACCCCCAGCUGAUGAGCAGCAGAGGGCCAGCCUGUCACCGAGCGUGGGUGCAAGUCCGAUGUGACCCAGCGCCCUCUCGGAGGAGGGAGAGCACACGUUCACACUGACACACACUCGUUCAGUCACACACACAUUUACUGGGGACAGCAUGUGAAAGCCUUGGGAAGAGAUGCCCUGCCGGUACCGAAUGUCAGAGCCUUGUGUAUUUUGCAAACAGAUAACCGUGGCGCCCACUGCCUCCAUUUGGGGAGAGGAAGGUGUUUGUGCUUAUGUUGCAGUAACAGGCACGAAAAUCAGGUAGAAACGGGUUAGGAAAUUGGAAGCUCCAGAAUGGGAGAACCAAAGGGGUACUCGAGCAUGUUUUAUCUCACCCCUUCUUGUCUCUGGCCCGACGUGGGGGCAUCGCUUCCCUGGGUGGCUGAGCGCUGCGUGGUGCACUCCGUGAUCCACUGCAAGGCUGUAAUGCCCUUUCCGAGGGUUUGUGUUGCAUGGGGCCGUUUACUCUGGAACUGUUGCAAAAAGCAUCUUUUUUUUUUUCCUUUUUUAACUUUUAAAAUUUAACGUGCCCCUGCUUCAUUUUUGAAAGGGAAGUUUUGUCUGAAAGAAGGUGUUGUGGAGCUUCCCAGAUUUGUGCAAAGGAGGGCCACCGUCCUAGCCUGAGGAGACACCUGGUGGACACAGACUGCAGGGAGAGGGUUGAGAGUUGGCCUAGUGAAUCAGAGGGGUGACUGAGGGCCCAGAAGUUGCCACAUGAGCUCUGAUCAUCAUUCAUGGGUGCUGUCUGCCCAUCACCUGCAGGUACCCACCUUAACCAGAGCUUGGCUUGUGGCCUGCAACUUGGCGACAGGCCUUUGGCUGGGCAAAGUUUGGGCUGGUGCUUCAUAGUGGCAGGAGCAAUUACAGCAGAGCAACCCAGGAUGGGUGGUCAUUGAAAAAUGGGUGUGAAGUCACUGAAAAAUCAGACCGAGUUUCAAGUUAUGCUCACAGUUGCUGAAAAAGCAAAAAUACGCCCUUAGAGCAGCAGAGCAGCGUGCGGCGGUCCACUUCCUCCUCCUAUGCAGAGCUUGCAGGCCCCUUCUAGCAUCUGUGCAUGGUGCGCAUGUGUCUGUGACAACAGAAAGGGCUGGUUUCUCUCACACAUUUCCCUGACAAUGGCAGGGGGGCUGCAGCGGUCACAGAAACUUCCGGAGAGACGUGUUUCUGUACAGUCAGGUGAAUUUGUUGGCAGGAUAGCUUGGUGACGAUAUAAGAAGUACCGUUUCACUUUUUUUGUCAGAUGAACUUCCUUCUGCUAGUUUAGAAAUGCUUCACUCCAGAGAGGGCCACCUGGUAGAAGCUGUAUUACAGAAACUUUUAAUCCCUUUUCUAUGUCAGGGGAUGCUGAGAUAAACUGUCUAGAAAAACAAGGAGAAGCUUCUGACUGUCACACCCAGGCCACUUCCGGCAGAGUAGUACAGAGCUGCCAGGGCGUGGCCAGCUGCUUUGCAUCUGCAUUCCUGUUUCAUGACCUUUUGUGUUGUGGGCCAACAGGAGUGCCACGUAGUGGGGGCUGGAGAUUUGGCCUGGCAGGAGGUGGGCACGUAGCUGUCUUCUCUGCAGAAUAUCUGCACUGCUCCAUCUGACCAGCAGUGGCAACAGCCACACCCAGUUCUGCAUCUAGCUCCUGCCCAGACCUUUGGCUGCCAGAAUCUAGAACCAUGGCUGACCAAAGUGAGACUUCCGAGUAAGGUUAGUUCACAGGCAUGCUGCUGAAUUAGGAGACAGGAACUAAUCUGAAGUUCACGGGGCUAAACUUCCCUCGAGGACAUUUCCUGAGCUGCAAGAUGGGAAGGGACAGCACUGAAGCUGGUGAGCUGGUGCAACUGCAGACACCUUUUCUGUUUUUCAGUACUCACAGGUCAUCCUGGGGAGAUCUCUCAUGGGCCAUGGGCAGCCCAUGCCUGGAUUUUUUGGUGAAUGAGUCCAAAAAGCAGUGACCAGGUGGGGCUGAGGGCCUCCCCUUGCCUGCGCCUUUUUAUCUCUGAGUGACUGAGGGCUGCCAAGGCCAGACAAUGCACAUGUGUCCUGCAUCCUCCCCUGGCCUGGGGCAGCAGCAGCUGGGCUUGGGGUGAGUAGGCUGGCUUGAGGAAGGGGAUGCCCACAAGCAGGGCUCAUUUCCUGGGUCAGGGCCUGUCAGACUCAAAAGUCAGCCCUCUAGCAUUCUGUUUAAAAAAUGAUGACGCAGUUCAGUGAGAAAGAAAGCUCAGGAUAAAAUGUGUUUUCUGGCGGGGAAAUACUCACGUGUUCUAAGCCAGGAACAGAGACUCUCAAGAGAGGCAUUCUCUGGCAUUCUCUGCCUUGGAUAAAUCAUGGAUUAAACAUGAGCAUCCUUAGAAUAAUUUUAUUUUUGUAUUUCACUUUACACUGUAAUGCAAACAGCUUUUAUGUUUUCUUUGACAAAGAAUCAUAAUUGAGUCACUUUCGGUCUUUUAGCUAGAAGCAUUUCACCCUAAAUGAAAAGUUAAUGCAUUUUUUACAAGGAUUAACAUGCUAACUACAACUUGCCCUUUCAGCAGAUGACAAUAGGGGUUCUGAAAAGUUUGGACAAAGUCUUUUUCUUUUUGCAUACAAAUAAAGCAGCAGAUCAUUUCUCUGAAGGUUGUUGCAGAGUUCCUGUACCAGCUUACAAAAUGAUGCUGUUUAAGUAGGCCUUGGGUGGGCAGCAGAAUUCUGCACGUGACGAGUGGCCUGCAGCUUAAAAAGCAAAUUUCAUCUGAUUCCAGUACUGUGAUUUUAAGGAAAUGGUAAAACUCAAAGUGCUGGUAAUGCCAUCAAGGCUCAACACGCCAUUUCCUCAGCAGCUAAAGACAAAAAUAAUUAUUUUGGUGAGGGGAUAGAAGUCCUUUCACUUUGCAGUGACACCCACUUUUUCUUAGCUUGGCUUGGGAGUAAUGAGAUUGGGGUGUGGGGGGACAUUAAAAACUCAUUUAAGGCAAACUGAAAUCUCCUUCGUCAGCAUUCUUCCUGCUGGUGUAGCCAGAGCAGAACUCCGAGGCUUGCAGGCUGGGCUGUCUCCUUGCUGCCUGGCCUGGGUGUUUAUUUGGGCAACACAAGCUGACGUCGUGAGGUGUUGCCGAUGCCUAGGCCAGCUAGCAGGGAGCCCUCCCAGGGCUGGUAGAAACCUAUGUGUAUAUGUAUUCUCAAAUUUAAAUAGAUUGUACAUAGUGAAAUGUAAAUGACAUGUAAAACAGCAAUCUCUAUUUUUCUUAUUAUAUAGCAGUAUAUAUUUGUUAAACGUGCUUGUAUACGCUUCAUUAACCAUUUUAAUAUUUUGUACAGAUAAGUUGAUUAAAUAUUUGAUUCAUAAAA